AUGAUCAUGGAGAGAUCUGAUUCUCGAGAUUUCUACAACUUAGCUCGGGCUUCCUCUGAUAAUAAUAAGAAUAGUACACUCUUUGACGCAUCUCAAUACGAGUUCUUUGGUCAAAGUCUUGAAGAAGUGGAAUUGGGAGGUCUUGACGAUGAUGCUGCUGUUCUUGGACAAGCCGAUGAUGAUGAGUAUCACCUGUUUGAUAGAAGAGAGGGUGCUGGUUUAGGAUCAUUAUCUGAGAUGGAUGAUCUUGCCACAACUUUUGCAAAGCUGAACAGAGUUGUGACCGGGCCCAAACACCCUGGAGUAAUUGGUGACAGAGGCUCAGGCUCCUUUUCAAGGGAAAGUUCUACUGCUACAGACUGGACACAGGACAACGAGUUCACAAGCUGGUUAGACCAGCACAUGAUCGAAGAACAAGCUCAAGAAGCCACCUGGCCUUCACAGCCACAACCAUCUCCCAACUCAAAAUCUCUCCACAGAACAUCCUCCUAUCCUCAGCAGCAAACUCAGCUGCAGCACUACAGCAGCGAACCAAUCAUCGUACCGGAAUCAUCCUUCACCUCUUUCCCUUCCCCUGGCAACAGAUCUCAACAGUCUUCACCGAGCCACAUCCACCGCGCUCCAUCUCUCCCCGGUAGCAGCCAGCUGAACUUCUCAGCUCCCAACGCGUCUCCCACAUUCCAUCUCUCAGGAUUGUCUCCACACGGACCUCCUCAUUACGGUAGUAGUAGUAGUAAUCUUGCUAGAUACGCCUCUUGCGGUCCCACUCUCGGUAACAACAUGUUGCAGCCUCCUCAGUGGCUCACCGACCCGGGACUUCUCCACGGGGAUCUGUUACACAGUCUCGUGCAACAGCAACAGCAACAGAUGCAACUGCCUCCUCGAAACGGUUUCACUUCGCAACAGCUGAUCUCUCUUCAGCAAAGACAAUCUCUAGCUCAUCUUGCCGCGUUACAGUCUCAGCUCUACAGCUCCUAUCCUUCUCCAUCGUCGCAUAAAGCUCCUUUCGGAGUCGGCGAAGUGAGAGAGCACAAACACAAGUCGUCUCACAGAAGCCGAAAGAGCAGAAGCGGCAUCUCUCAACAGCCCUCGUCGGAUCUAUCCAGCCAGAAGAGCGAGACCGGGUUAGGGUUUAGGUCAAAGUACAUGACGUCAGAAGAGAUAGAGAGCAUUCUCAAGAUGCAGCAUUCCAAUUCACACAGCAGCGACCCUUACGUCAAUGACUAUUACCACCAAGCUCGCCUCGCCGCGAAGAAGUCAGGAGGUAGAGCAGCGCCGCCGCAGUUCUAUCCUUCUCAUUUGAAGGACCACCAGUCUCGGUCGUCUCGUAACGGUUCUGAUCAGCAGCAGCCGCAAGUCCACGUGGACGCUCUCGGAAAGAUCACGCUUCCUUCUAUUUGCCGGCCGCGAGCUCUUCUCGAGGUCGACUCUCCUCCUACCUCCGGUGACGGAAGAUCCGAGAAGCAUCUCGAGCAAGAGCCUCUAGUUGCAGCGAGAGUCACCAUUGAAGACGCGUUCGGAGUUCUCAUCGACAUCGUCGACAUCGACAGGACUCUCCAGUUCAACCGGCCGCAAGACGGUGGCGCUCAGCUGAGGAGGAAACGGCAGAUCUUGCUAGAAGGAUUAGCGACUUCGCUUCAACUCGUUGAUCCGUUUAACAAAACCGGGCAGAGAACCGGGUUAACCGCCAAGGACGAUAUCGUCUUUCUACGCAUAGCCACGCUUCCGAAAGGUCGGAAGCUGCUGACGAAGUAUCUCCAGCUUCUUGUUCCGGGGAGUGAGAUCGCUCGUGUUGUCUGCAUGGCUGUGUUUCGCCACCUCAGGUUUUUAUUCGGUGGCUUGCCGUCGGAUAGCGUUGCGGCGGAGACGAUAGCUAGUCUCGCGAAAGCGGUUACGGUUUGCGUUCAAGCGAUGGAUCUCCGAGCGCUGAGUGCUUGUCUUGCGGCUGUUGUUUGUUCUUCGGAGCAGCCGCCUCUCCGUCCGAUAGGAAGCCCUUCUGGAGACGGAGCUUCGGUUGUGUUGGUGUCUCUUCUUGAGAGAGCUGCUGAAGUGGUGGUGGUUCCACGUGGGAACUCGAAUGAUGGGCUGUGGAGAGCGUCGUUCGAUGAGUUCUUCUCGCUGCUUACGAAAUAUUGCAGGAGUAAGUAUGAGACGAUCCAUGGUCAGAAUCAGGAUAAUGAAGCUGAUGUGUUGGAGAUGGCUAUAAAGAGGGAAAUGCCUGCUGAGCUUUUGCGUGCGAGUCUACGUCAUACUAAUGAAGACCAGCGGAAUUUUUUGCUGAACUUUGGUCGGAAAGCGUCGCCGGUUAGCGAGUCAACGAGCCGUGUGAGGGGUGGUCAGAUUAACUCUGAGUCUGUGAGGGGUUAA
This is a messenger RNA of Microthlaspi erraticum, 2367 nucleotides long. The record is from the annotation of a GenBank genome assembly. Lineage: Eukaryota; Viridiplantae; Streptophyta; Magnoliopsida; Brassicales; Brassicaceae.